AUCCGACCCGCCUGAUAUUAGAAAACGGGGAGCCCGAUUUGCUAACCCCUUAGCCCCUUUCUCUACAGUCUUCUUCCACAUUCUAGUUAGCUCCAAUUUCCCAACAAUCUGCUUUGAUUCCAUCUUUGAAUCCAAAGGUGUUACAAGCGCAUUGGAUGGCGAUCUUACCUUGUGGAAGUAUACGGAUGACCUGGUUGGGAGUUCAGCCUCAAUUCUUACCAAGAUCCUCUAUUACAAAAAGGCUAUCGACAUCUCCGCAUGGUGCAUCGAGCAGGAUCAAGUCACUGGCAUCACAAAGUUCAACAUUUUUCUCUCCAAAAUCCUUGAAUGUGCUUUACAGUUCUGGUUCAUAUAUCAAUUCAUGCCAAAGGAGACGAGCUCGUCUUAUUGUUAGAGCUGAUAAAGAUUACUAUUCUGUGCUGGGUGUGUCUAAAAGUGCAAGCAAGUCAGAGAUCAAAAGCGCAUACCGAAAGCUUGCUAGGAGCUAUCAUCCAGAUGUGAACAAAGAACCUGAAGCAGAACAAAAGUUCAAGGAAAUUAGUAAUGCUUACGAGGUUUUAUCAGAUGAUGAGAAACGUUCCAUAUAUGACAAGUAUGGGGAGGCUGGGCUUAAAGGUGCUGGCAUGGGUAUGGGGGAUUUUAACAACCCAUUCGAUAUAUUUGAGUCACUAUUUGAAGGAAUGGGUGGCAUGGGCAUGGGAGGAAGAGGCUCUCGCAACCGAGCUACAGAAGGUGAAGAUCAAAUCUAUAAUCUGGUUCUGAAUUUCAAAGAAGCUGUAUUUGGCGUUGAGAAGGAGAUCGAAAUAAUUCGCCUUGAAAGCUGCAGCACAUGUGAUGGAUCAGGGGCCAAACCAGGAACAAAGCCAUCUAAAUGCAACACGUGUGGUGGUCAAGGGCAAGUUGUAUCAUCAGCAAGAAGUCCUCUUGGUGUCUUUCAACAAGUCACAACGUGUUCGACUUGUGGUGGAGCUGGAGAAAUAUCUAGUCCUUGCAAUACAUGUGGUGGGGAAGGCCGAGUAAGGAAGUCAAAACGUAUUACCUUGAAAGUUCCAGCUGGGGUAGAUUCUGGAAGCCGAUUGAGGGUCCGUUCAGAAGGAAAUGCUGGCCAGAGAGGGGGCCCUCCUGGAGAUCUUUUCGUCAUCAUAGAAGUUCGUCCUGAUCCUGUUCUGAAACGGGACGACACCAACAUCCUCUACACUUGCAAGGUUUCUUACACAGAUGCCAUUUUAGGAACAACAGUAAAGGUACCAACAGUAGAUGGGAUGGUGGACCUCAAAAUUCCAUCUGGCACCCAACCUGGAACAACCUUAGUUAUGGCGAAAAAAGGCGUUCCUUUUCUGAACAAAAGCAAUAUGAGGGGUGACCAGUUGGUUAAAGUGCAAGUUGAGAUCCCAAAACGAGUAAGCGGCGAGGAGAGGAAGCUCAUUGAAGAACUUGCCAACUUAAACAAGGCCAAGGCUUCUAGUAGUAGGAGAUAGGUGGGAAUGACUGCUUCUCUAGCUUUAUUAUUUGCAUAUUUUCAUGCUUCAGUAGUAGAUGCUGAAUCUGUAAAAUCAUAGGCAUUGCUCUUCACAUUGAUCCAUCGGUCAAUCCAUACAAGGCUAAAAGUAGCCUUCCAAAUUUUGGGAUUAAUAUCAUGUCACAUUAACGAACCAGAAAGAUCCAUACUUUUUCUA
Sesamum indicum (sesame) is the source of this 1676-nucleotide messenger RNA. Its product is annotated as chaperone protein dnaJ A7A, chloroplastic. Gene Ontology annotation, cellular component: cytoplasm; chloroplast thylakoid membrane. NCBI's taxonomy places the organism in Eukaryota, Viridiplantae, Streptophyta, Magnoliopsida, Lamiales, Pedaliaceae. Gene Ontology annotation, molecular function: heat shock protein binding; ATP binding. Gene Ontology annotation, biological process: response to heat; protein refolding. The record is from RefSeq and is a predicted model, not a curated record.